AUGGGUAGAGGCAGAAAGCGCUCUUCACGGAAAAGACAUGACUCCAGCCCUGUUCCCAGGUUGUGGAGCUGGCCCUUUAGCCAAGAGCCCAGGUGUUGCGGCCCAGAUGCCACGGCCUCAACCAGCGAUUCAUUGAGAUCAUGCACAUCAAAAGUCACCCCCUCCCCCUACGUGCAGUCAGCUAGUUGCACCAUCUAUCUCAUUGAUACACCUGGGUUCGAUGACUCCGAUAAAAGCGACACUGAGGUACUCAAUAAGCUAGCCGCUUGGUUUGUGGGGCUCCGCGUUGGAAAGAUCCUCCUUCACGGCAUCAUAUACCUGCACCGCAUCAUUGAUCCUCGUAUGCAAGGCUCUACAAAGAAGAACCUUGUCCUCUUCAAGAAGCUUUGUGGACAGAACGCCCUCAAGAAUGUUGUGCUUGUCACCACCAUGUGGAACGGGAUCUCGAAUGACCUUUAUCGCUCGCGCGAGAAGGAACUAACGACGACAUCAGAGUUUUGGGGAUACAUGAUGGAACAAGGCAGUUCGUGUUUUCGAGCCGACAGCCCAGGGUCGGAACGACAGAUCGUGCAACAUCUUGCCAGUCACAAUAAUCCAGUGGCUAUCGACUUGCAGACCCAACUGGUAGAUGAGCGACGGAGGCUCGACGAGACGUCAGCGGGCCAGGAACUACAGACCGAAGUGGCCAAGGACAAGAGGCGAUGGGAGAGGGCGGUCCGUGAAACCAGAACGGGAAUGCGGGAGGCCAAAAAGCAGAGUGAUUACGAAAGUCUAAGAGUUCUUGAAGAAGAGCUUCGCAGGUGCAGGAGCGAGAUCAAGCGAUCGGAGGAAAGGCGUUGCAUGCUUGGCAUAAGCAUGAAGGGUCUGCUUGACCUGUAUCACAAGCAGGUUGCCUAUAUGGAAGCGCAACAGGCUUCCCACCAUGAGCCUCCCGUCGGGGUGGAACUGCCCAGCCUUGAGUACCAAGCACAACCAACAGGGCAGCCCAUCGAGGUAGAGCAGCCUAGCACAACCCCUGGCCCGUCAAACGAGUUGGUGUUAUACGGAACCAACGACAUGUCAGAAAUACCAGCACAGGAUCACAGGUAA
This is a messenger RNA of Fusarium vanettenii 77-13-4, 1089 nucleotides long. RefSeq lists its product as uncharacterized. The transcript is spliced from 4 exons. Lineage: Eukaryota; Fungi; Ascomycota; Sordariomycetes; Hypocreales; Nectriaceae. The coding region runs from base 1 to 1089 and encodes 362 amino acids. The record is from RefSeq and is a predicted model, not a curated record.